Messenger RNA from Penicillium taxi, 3552 nucleotides. Its product is annotated as glycerophosphocholine phosphodiesterase. Bases 1 to 3552 code for a protein of 1183 amino acids. Gene Ontology annotation, molecular function: protein binding; glycerophosphocholine phosphodiesterase activity. The record is from RefSeq and is a predicted model, not a curated record. Lineage: Eukaryota; Fungi; Ascomycota; Eurotiomycetes; Eurotiales; Aspergillaceae. Gene Ontology annotation, biological process: glycerophospholipid catabolic process. The transcript has 4 exons.
AUGAAGUUUGGUCGUAACUUACCCCAGUUCAUGGUCCCUGAGUGGAGUACCUCCUACAUCAAGUACAAAUCCUUGAAGCAGCUCAUCAAGGCUGCCGCUGACCAAAAGAAAGCGGGCCAAGAGGCGGAUCUGGCCGGUUUCUUCUAUUCUCUUGACCGAAAUGUCGAGGAUGUCGACUAUUUCUAUAACAAGAAAUAUUCCGAAUACGCCCGCCGUCUAAAGCUCCUCGAGGAUCGCUAUGGAUAUUCCAUGGAGGGUAAACACACAUUGGAGGCUGAGGAGCGCCAUGACCUGCGAGAGGCUUUGCUAGACCUUCGCUAUCACUUGCGCCGCUUACAAUGGUACGGCGAAGUCAAUCGCCGUGGUUUCGGGAAGAUAACCAAGAAGCUGGACAAGAAGGUUGGAUCCCGAGCGCAGAAGAUAUAUUUGGAGACUAAGGUCGACCCCGCCCAAUUCGCCUCCAAUACCCACGCUAUCAAGUCUCAGGAGCGUAUCAAUGCCUGGAUGGCCAUUCUCAAUGAGCAGUCCAAGGGGGAUGAGAAAUUUGACGAUGCUAGCUCGACCCACUCAUCUCUUUCUCUGAAGCGUGGUAACGCGCGCCCUUAUUUGAACCUGCCGAAAAGCAUUCUUACUGCUGUAGAUGACGCCUUGAGAAAUGAUGACACGCCUGUUUUGCUGGAAUUGCUCGAAACUAUGAAGACUACCGCGGACGAGGCCGGUGAUGCAGUUUUCCCCAGAGUCGUCAAGACUCUCAUACAGCGAGCCAUUUUCCAUGGCGCACGGGCUUGCUUGACGGCUCUGUUAAGCCGUGUGGACUCCCUGGAGGAGGACGAUGACAUCAACCGACGGAACUGCCUACACCGUCUGGUCAUUUCAAUUGGCCGUGAGCAGCCUGUCAACGAUUCCGAUGCUUCCGCAUCCUUGGUGCUGGACUUCCCGCCAGAGACCACUCGCUAUAUCACACCCGCGGCACCGCCAACUCUGCAGCCACCACGUUCUGUGAUCAAGGAGCAGCAAAGGCCUAAGCAACUUAGUCGUGAUGAUUCGGCUGUUGUUCUUUUGCAGCAACUACUAGAUGAACUGCGUCCGAACCAGCGGGAAGCCCUCAUGGCGAAAGAUAUCUCUGGCCGUACUCCGUUGCACUAUGCGGCACAGUAUGGAUUCAAGGUAGUCUGUGAUAUCAUCAUUGAGCACUUGAAAGAAUGGGGCAUGUUUGAUAUCAGCAAUGGUAUUGACGGCCCCUUGUGGCAGGACAACGAUGGCUGGGCACCUCUUCACCUGAGUGUGGUUGGUGGUCAUCCCAAGACUACUCGGUGCCUGUUGAAUGCCGAGAACCACCAGGGUUCUCUCAGUGCGAAGAAGAAGAUCCGGAAGCAGGUGUCCAGGUCCAGUGCAGUUCUUGCCUUAGCUACCAAGGCCAACUUUGUGGAUAUCGUUCAGCUGCUCGUCGACGCUGGCGUCGACAUCAAUUACCAAGAUGAACAAGGUGAAACUGCCUUGCAUGUCGCAGCCCGUACUGGACACGACGAGUGUGCUCGAAUCCUCCUAGAGGGCACCGAAGAUCAAAAGGCAAACACCGAGCUUACAGAGAACACCUAUGCUUGGACUCCUCUCUUCAUCGCAUGCGUUGACGGCAACUUGAGCGUGGCCAAGCUGUUAAUUGCUGCUGGUGCCGAGGUUGGGCGUUUUGAUUCUUCCGGCUGGACCGCCAAGGAGCACGCCGCACUUCGAGGUCAUCUCGACAUUGCCCGUUGCCUCGCCGAAGUCACCCCUAGCCCUCCGCUGAUAGAGCAUGAGAUACCCGUCGCUGUGCCCAGUCACCAUCCCUCUCCAAUCUCUUCGCCUCCUCCCCAGUCCUCUCUAGCUGAUCGACGGUCUGCCGCCCCCAUUCCUACAUCUGGUUCUAAUUUUCGCAAUACUGAACCUAUCAAGACAUUUGGACACCGGUAUCUCACUGAUGAGACUAUGAUUCUGGUCAGCCUGGGAACCAUGGAUAUGCGCCGGCCGCUGGAGACGGUCAACCUGGACCGCAUUCCCAUGGAACAUGCUCAUGCGACACAACUGGAUACUGCGCUUUCACUGGUAGUCACUGCUAGUGGUGCCCACAGCGAGCCAGAGGUCAUUGAUCUUCCUGUGCAUGACCACAUCUCGACCGAACCCAUUAUCUUCCACACCACCGAUCUCAGCAAUGUCCGCCUGCUAUUUGACCUUGUCCCGACCUAUGCCGGCUCCAAGGACCAGAUCGUAGGCCGUGGUGUCGCACUCCUUUCCAGCAUCCGGCAGAGUGUCGGUUCAAACCGCAUCAACCUAAAGGGUGAUUCCACCAUUCCUAUCGUUGCUGCCAAAACAUUGGAUGUGAUUGGAUCUGUGACGUUCAACUUCCUGGUUAUCACACCCUUUAAGCAUCCCAACAUGUCAAUCACCGGUAAUCAGACAUACUGGCGCUCAAUGAGCUCGACCAUGGUCAUCGGGCAUCGUGGCCUGGGAAAGAACUUGGCUACUCGCAAUUCCCUUCAAUUGGGUGAAAACACAAUUCAGUCAUUCAUAGCAGCGGCCAAUUUAGGCGCCUCCUAUGUCGAGUUUGAUGUGCAGCUUACCAAGGACCAUAUCCCCGUCAUUUACCACGAUUUCCUCGUCAGUGAGACGGGUAUCGAUGCCCCUGUUCACACAUUGACCCUGGACCAGUUCCUGGAGCUCGGCAAAGGUCGACACAAGAAAGCCAUACCUGACACUGUGGUGCACCGGGACUUUAAUUCUGAACCUCGCCAGCGGUCCAUGUCCGUCGGAGGAUCUGGAUACGACCCCACCGAAGUGACGGAAAAGAUCAAGCACACUCGUGAUUUCAAAACGAAGGGAUUCAAAGGUAACACUCGUGGCGAGCACAUACAAGCGCCCUUUGCCACGCUCGAGGAACUAUUCAAGAAGAUCCCCAAACCUGUUGGGUUUAACAUUGAACUGAAGUACCCCAUGCUCCAUGAGAGCGAGGAAGAGGAGAUGGAUACCUACGCCGUCGAACUGAAUUCCUUCGUCGACACCAUCCUCAAAUUAGUCUACGAUCUCGGCACCGGCCGUGACAUGUUGUUCUCCAGCUUCAAUCCUGACAUAUGUCUUCUGUUGGCCUUCAAGCAGCCUUCUAUUCCCGUUCUCUUCCUCACUGAUUCCGGCGCCUCACCCGUCGGAGACAUUCGUGCCAGCAGUCUCCAGGAAGCAGUCCGAUUCGCAUCACGAUGGAAUCUCCUCGGCAUAGUCUCGCAGGCCGAGCCUCUAGUCCUCUGCCCACGUCUUGUACGCAUUGUCAAGGAAUCCGGUCUCGUCUGCGUAUCCUACGGCUCUCUCAACAAUGACGGAGUGAACGUCGAGUAUCAAGUCGCCGAAGGCAUCGACGCAGUGAUCGUAGACUCUGUACUCGGCAUUACUAACGGCCUCAUCCAGCGUCAGAAUAGGAGUGAACGCACUCCAGGUCCUUCGCCACAUCCUUUCCCUAUCGACAAACUUCCCGUGCUUGACAAUAAAGACUCCGGUUCUUCUGUCGAUGCUACUACCAUUUUGUAA